This is a messenger RNA of Funneliformis mosseae, 699 nucleotides long. Lineage: Eukaryota; Fungi; Glomeromycota; Glomeromycetes; Glomerales; Glomeraceae. The record is from the annotation of a GenBank genome assembly.
AUGGCGCUUUUUAUUGGAAGGUUAUCAUUGGAUACUCACCCUCGUGAUCUUGAACACAUCUUUGACAAAUAUGGACGUCUUAAUCGAUUGGAAGUGAAACGAGGUUACGCUUUUGUUGAAUAUCAAGACGAGAGAGAUGCAUCUGACGCAAUGAAAGAAACUGAUGGUUUGCGAGUACGCGGAAAUCGUAUUGUUGUUGAAUGGGCAAAAAAUGGUGGUAGAAAACCAGCCGAAAAUCAGUGCUUUAAGUGUGGUAGGGAAGGUCAUUGGGCAAAGGAUUGCCGUUCGAGCCGUAGAGAAAGGCGAAGGAGCAAGAGUCCAAGAAAAAGAAAGACAAUUGUUAGGUUUGGGGAGAAGUUCAAUUUGUUAAAUCAGCUAGACCAUAGUCAGUGUUCGACGAAUCCGUUUCAACCGUGUGACUACCAGAGUAUCAGUCCGACCAACCUAAGAUUAUUGAAUAAUGGUGGUUUAAAACCCUGUCCGUAUCUGAAAGCUCUCGGAAAUUUGAAUGGUCGAAAUAUUGAAUUCCGUUUCAAAGAAUCACCGUCAGCUUUCUUUCCCGCCGAAAUAUCUCGUUCUCGUUCACCUAAGCGAUCAUUAACACCUGCAAGACGUGAUCGUGAUGAUAGAUAUUAUAGGAGAUAUUCUGAUGAUGAAAGAGAUAGGAGGCAUAGUCAUGAUGACAGACGAUACUCGUAA